Xylona heveae TC161 is the source of this 6400-nucleotide messenger RNA. RefSeq lists its product as hypothetical. Gene Ontology annotation, molecular function: chromatin binding; ubiquitin-protein transferase activity. NCBI's taxonomy places the organism in Eukaryota, Fungi, Ascomycota, Xylonomycetes, Xylonales, Xylonaceae. The record is from RefSeq and is a predicted model, not a curated record. Gene Ontology annotation, biological process: histone catabolic process. Gene Ontology annotation, cellular component: Lid2 complex. Bases 1 to 6183 code for a protein of 2060 amino acids. The transcript has 9 exons.
AUGGCCUUUGCAUUCAGUACAUGUCAAGAGAAGAUCGCCAGGGAUGCCAAAGAGUCAGUGUUGUAUAAGCCUUCCUGCGAACCGAAACCAGACGGCCAGUAUGUCAAGAGCACUAGCAUGUGUCCAGUAUCCUACGGUCUGAUCAGCUAUGUAGCAACCAUCGAGCAAAUUGCGACUUUGAAAAUGAUGUACUCUAGCAACUCGGAGCAAUUCUCCUCAAAUUAUAGAUUGAUAGCCAAGUAUUCGAUUCAAAACGGACAAUUCAAGAGAAUCAAAUCAAGUUUGGCAUGGAUCAUCAUAUCCACAGUAUUCCAGGCAGCGAUGACGCACAAGAAGGGCCUUGCCCAAGAGGCGUCUUUGGUGGGAGCGAACAUGAACGUUGAAAUUUCCCUUUUGAGUCUGACUCCGUUCGAGGUCUAUCAGAGGCCCUUUUGGGCACCAAGCCUUCCUCAUCGUGCAUCGCAUUCGCUCGGCAAGGCUCGAGGAGAGCACUCGGCGGCACCUACAUGCUCUAUACGGAAACGAGGCUACGACAUUGAAUUCGCGACCAAUCUUUUGCUGCCAUCUUCGGCUCAAAUUCACCAGGGAAUAUUAACGCUCAUGGCCGAGAUUAACGGCCAAUCUUCCUCCGAAGCGGCUUCUACCCCGGCGCCAGCCACGGAUCUUGCGGGACCAGCACCUCACCAAGCCCCGGCGACUCCAGAUGUACGUACGCAGUCCAGCGAGCCAGACGGACCAGACUCGGCAAGACACGCAUCAACGGAAUCACCAUCGGCUUAUGAGAAGCCCCCGGAAUCUCAGCCCAUGACUGCUUCUUCGUCGUCAUCCGGGUCGAAUGCUGUCAGCAAGGGUACCACCAAAGAAUUAGCGGCUCCAUAUGGGACGCGCUCGCGCAAUCGGGUAGGAACCGCUCGCCCCAAUUAUGCAGAGGACAACGAAGGGGAUUUGGAUUUUGAGUACUCGACGUCUGCUGCACCGCCUUCAUCAUCGGCGAGAAAGUCCAAUGCGAACAAAGAAUCGACGGCUGCCACAACCCCGCAGACCACGGGAUCAGAGGGGGUCCGCUCGCGAGGACCCAGUUCUCGACGUGCCCCUGUGGCACCGGAUGCGCAGUCGAACGCGGCGGCACGCCCUAUUCCAUCGGCGGCACCUAAGGAACCUGCACCUAAAGAACAUGCAAUGGGAAAUCCAGGCGCGACGACAGUCCCCGCCAGCCACAACCAAGCGCCGUCGCGGAAAAGAAAGGCUGGUGGCGCAACAAGCACAGGGCAAUCAACCGCUGCAUCAACACCAACAAGCGCUCACACAUCUACGAGACGAGGUGGUGCCGUUACCACGUCGACAACGCAACCGGCUCUGCGGGAGACUGCAAUGCCAAGCUUCGAGCUCAGCCAAAAGUACGUGAAGCAUGGGAAACUCAAGGCGGAUGACGGCACACUCUAUGGUCCAAAUGACCACGUAUACCUCGUCUGUGAGCCGCCUGGAGAGCCUUAUUACCUUGCUCGAAUUAUGGAGUUUCUUCACGUUGACAACAACCCCAGCCGUCCUGUGGAGGCUAUUCGUGUCAAUUGGUUCUAUCGUCCCCGAGACAUUCAACGCAAAAUCACCGAUACUCGACUUGUUUUCGCCAGUAUGCAUUCGGACAUCUCUCCCGUGACUUCUCUUCGCGGCAAGUGUCAAAUUCGGCACAAGAAUGAAGUGGAAGACUUCGAAGAAUAUCGCAAGCAGAGGGACUCUUUUUGGUUUGAAAAGAUGUACGAUCGAUACAUUCAACGACAUUACGAAGUCAUCCCGGUCAAUCAGGUGAUCAACGUCCCUGCAAAGGUAAAAAAGGUGCUGCAGGAGCGGUGGAAGUUUGUCAUUGUCGAGAUUGGGCGUGGCAAAGAAUUGACCAGCGCUGUCAAGCUCUGCAAACGAUGCGGCGCAUACUGUGCUAGCAACAAUUCGGUCGAGUGUGCUGUCUGCCAUAACACGUACCACAUGAACUGUGUGCGACCACCAUUGCAGAAGAAGCCCUCGCGAGGGUUUGGCUGGUCCUGCGGCCCUUGUAGUCGCGCGCAGGAACGAAAGCUCGAGGCCCGCAACACCCCCAUCAUUGGAAGCAUUAACGAGCAUGAAGAAGAGGAAAUCUUUGAAGAGGAGGAAGACGAGGGUCCAGGCCUUGCUGGCGAGACCGGAACCAGUACCCCUUCGCUGGAAGACAGCCAAGACUUGACGCUCCAUCCUGCAACGGCGGAUCAGAUUGCACAGACCAAGUUGUGGCCAUAUCGCUAUCUCGGAGUCCAUUGCCAUGUGGAAGAUGCACUAGAUUAUGACGACCGCAUCUACCCCCGAGCCAGUUCUCGACUUGGACCUCGUCAUCAGGCCAACGUCAUUGCUUGGCCUGGUCGACCUAUUGAGUUUGUGAAACCUGCUGAAAUCAGGCGCAAAUAUGGCCGUGGCAAUACCACCAAAAAGGACCCUAAGCUUCCCAAGGACGUCGCUGCGGCAUUGGAAGCUGACAAGGCAGCACGGGAAAAGCGCCCAAAGUGGGUGUUGGAUGAACCGCCCGGUUACGUUCCCCGUGGUGAGGAUAGGCCGAAUGGCGACCCAGAAAACACGGCUCAGUUGCUCUUUAAGCUCCCCGACGAGGACGACAUGGAAGCCAACCAGACGUACAUUCGAGGUGACGAUGAGAUGGCGAUAGAUAUGAAGCCGGAGGAAAGAGAAGAACGCGUCGACUCGUACAUGCAAAAGGCCAAGCGGCUCGCCAAGGAGGUUGGCGUGAAGGAAUACAAUACCAAUUUCCUGGACAAGGCGUUACAACUGUUUUACGAAAAUCGCUUUUCUGAGGGACCAGCAUUGGAGAAGCUAAAGCUGGUCAAUCGGAAAAAGGAUUUAAAGGAACCCGAGCUUAACCGAGAAGAGUUGAAACGGUUUGAAGAAGCUGUUUUGAAGUAUGGUUCAGAGCAUCGAAACCUUCGUGAACAUGUGCGAACCGUUAAACACCCAGACAUUGUGCGCUUUUAUUACACCUGGAAGAAGACGGAACGUGGAAAGCAGGUGUGGGGAAGUUACGAAGGCCGAAAGGCCAAAACGGGCGUCAAGCGCGGUGAAGCUCACCCAGCGAAGCUUGUGGACGAGCUUGCCGAUGACCACGAUGAUUCUGCGUUUGACAAGGACAAGGCAGCGGGCCACAAAUGCGGGUUUGAAUGCAAGUUUUGUGGCACGCGAAAAUCGAGACAAUGGCGUCGCGCACCGGGCGUCGCACCUGGUACAAAAGUUCCUCUGGACCCUAAUCAAAAAGGCAAAGACAAGGGACCCUACUUGGCCUUGGCCCUCUGCUUGAGAUGCGCUGGCCUAUGGAGAAGGUAUGGUAUCCAGUGGGAGAACAUUGAUGAGGUGGCCAAGAAGGUCGCUCAGGGAGGCGGGAAAGCGUGGAAGCGGAGAAUUGAUGAAGAGCUCUACAAUGAGCUGCUCGCCGCCAAUGAAUCUGCCGCACGUACAAAAGAAGUUGAGGCCAGUUCCUCCAGAGCGUCUCCGGCAACGGUGGCAUCAUCUCAGGCUGGGCAAGAGCCGGCGAAGAAGAGGGCUAGGACCACGGCUCAAGAAAAGCAAGAAAAGGAAUCAGCUGCGGCUGCAGAACCUGGACCAGUGGCUGCGCCCGCAGCUCCAAAGAAGAAGGCUCCUCCGAAGCCUCCAAGUCCACCGCCUGCGCCUGAGCUUCCCAAACCGCGAACGCUUCCUUGCUUUGUCUGUAAUCAAGUGGAACCCAAGGGUGAUCAGUUGCUGACGUGCCGGGAGUGCCGCAUGUCUGUCCACCGCAAUUGUUAUGGAGUUUCCGAGGGGCGAAAUGCUGCGAAAUGGGUCUGCGAUCCUUGCACCAAUGACAAGAACCCCCAAGUGUCAACUUCUUACGAAUGUGUCCUCUGUCCUGUCAAGUUCACGGAACGCGAUUUUGUAGAACCUCCCAAGGCGGCUGCGGGGAACAAGAAGAAGAAUGACAAGGAGCGUUUGGAACGUGAGUUGGCCAUUGAGGCGGCCAAAUUUUACCGACAAAAGCAAGAAGAGAUGCAUAAGCCAGUUGAUCCAUGUGAGCCGUUGAAACGGACUGCUGGUAACAAUUGGGUUCACGUCUUCUGCGCUGUUUGGACGCCAGAAAUGCGAUUUGGGAGUGCAAAGGCGUUGGAGCCCUCUGAAGGCAUUGGCACAAUUCCAUCAGCACGCUACGAACAAGUUUGCAAAAUCUGCAAAUCCAGCAAAGGUGCUUGUGUUGCCUGCCAUUACUGCCAUGCAACAGUUCACAUUGGCUGUGCGCACCAAGCUGGGUAUAUCCUGGGCUUUGAUGUGACUCCAGUCAAGGGUUCUCGACGUGACAUUGUCAACACUGUCACUUUAGGCGAAGAAUCCGGUCUUUUGACUGCUGCAGUUUGGUGCAAGGAUCAUCCUGUCAAGACCAUUAUGCACCCGAUCAGCGAGAUUGACCAGGAGACUGGAUUGAAUGCCUUGCAACUUUUUGUUCGGAACUACAAGCAAGCCGAUUUGACGUUGACUGGAACUGUGCGGAAAGCAAAUCUAGUCAAUCAAUCAACCAAGCUUCUUGCACAUGGCAUGGGUGCUUCGCCUUUGACUCACCGGGGAUCAGUCAGCCACGCCACCAAUGGAAUUACAGCAAGUGGAUGGUCCCGGAGAGGCUCAAGACCGUCUCCCUCUGAACCGAUCAAGUCUGAAGACACAGAUUUCCCUGACAGACGUUCCUCGGGAGUUGAUGGCAGCAAUGCAAAGAAGGUCAUUUGUGUGACAUGUGGCAUCGAUGUCAGCCCCAAAUGGUGGCCAUCUGAACACGCUAAACCAUCCAAGGGAUUAUUGGUAGAUGGACAGCCAAAGGCAAAGUCAGUUGAGCUCUCUCCAGCAGCAAGUGAUGGACUAUUGCGCAAUGGCGACAUGAUGAGCAAUGCGGACAGCAACACAUCGACCCCUGAUGUCGAAAUGAAAGAUGAUUCGGUGCCCCCGGCAGCGGCAAGUCUUGCUGCUGGCAAAUCGACACGGCGAAAAUCAUCGGCAGGCACACCGAUGCAAUGUCACAAAUGUCACUGGAAACGGCUACGUGAACCGUCUCCUGUUGCGCCUCCCAAGACCACGCCAGCUUCCACCGCUGCGUCACCAUUCCGAGCGCAGCCGCUGCCACCAUUUGUACAAUCAACGACGGCCACCCCGCCGGCUGCAACACAUCAGGCACCGCGGCCGCCUCCACCAGCUCAACUACCUUGGCCACCUGCUCCUGGACCAGGUCUCUGGAGAGAUCAUCCGCAGCCACCACAGCAGCCGCCGGCCGCAUCACUACCGCCAGCCCAGAAUGGACUUCGUCCAGUGAAUGGAUUCUCACCGCAACGCCCGCCUGCUGCUUUGGCAUAUUCUCAUAGUCCUCCGCAACCUAUCCCUCCUCCGCCUGCCGCAUUGCCGAUCGUUCCUCCGGCGGUUGUACCACCUCCACCUCCACCUCCACCUCCUCCAACCCAUCAUCACCAUCAUCAUCAUCCUCCUCCUCCUGUUCAUCACCAUCAUCAUGCUCCGCCUCCACCGGCCCAAGCCAACGGUUAUAGUCCACGACCGCCGCCUCCGCAUGCGCUUCCAAUCUUCGAGCAACCGCACCACGGAAUGCCGCACCUUACUCAUGCUGGUCCGGGUCCCAUAACAGGCCCAGGAUCGAUUCCUGUCUCACACUAUACUACCGCUCCUCCACCUCCACCGCUGCCUCCUCAUCCUGCUGCUUCUACUCAGCAUGUACACCCUCCACCGCAUACUGUGCCAAUUCAUCAUCACCACCACCACCACCAUCAUCAUCAUCGGCCUCAUCAUCCCACCGCUAGUCCAGCUGGGCCUCCUCAUAUUCCACCUCCGCCACAUGAUGCCCGCUCUCCACAUACGGUACAUCUCUCGCCAUUAGCGCCUCCAACUCGCUCGCUUGUGUCAGAGAAUAGUCCUUUCUCGUCUACCACUGCUCCUUCCCCACGUCUCGCAACUUUUAUGACGCCCGGCGGAGGGGUGGCCGGCCAAGCGGGCAGCCCGCCGAUUCCGAAGCGUGAGACACCUACAACGCCGUCAAUGCAAUCGGUCGGACCCGCUACGACUGGAUCUGGAUCUGAUAGUCGAGCAGCGGGCGGUGCAAGCGCGAGUCCAUCGUUGAAGAAUCUUUUGUCUUGAUUGAGCAUCUCAACGGACUGGCUCAGAGAUUCUGGUGCUAGGCAGCUGCAACGAGGCGAGACCAUUGUAUAGGAACCAAUUGCGGAGUUGCAUUUUUUUCGAAAUUUCUUGUUUAUUUUCGCAUUUUCAUCGCCAAAAAGAGCGGUUGACUUGCAUGUCUUUUUUUUUCUUUUUUUUUCUGGGCGCCCCCAUUACCAUUGUCAUUGAAGCUUUCAUC